This is a messenger RNA of Glossina fuscipes, 3658 nucleotides long. It is a transcript of the gene Cf2, whose product is annotated as chorion transcription factor Cf2. The transcript is spliced from 4 exons. Gene Ontology annotation, cellular component: nucleus. Gene Ontology annotation, molecular function: DNA-binding transcription factor activity; RNA polymerase II cis-regulatory region sequence-specific DNA binding. NCBI's taxonomy places the organism in Eukaryota, Metazoa, Arthropoda, Insecta, Diptera, Glossinidae. The record is from RefSeq and is a predicted model, not a curated record. The coding region runs from base 335 to 1726 and encodes 463 amino acids. Gene Ontology annotation, biological process: regulation of transcription by RNA polymerase II.
AAAUUUACAUUCUCGGAGAUUGUUCAAAAAUAUUUUGAAUCUGGUAACGCAAUUGCUGGGAAAAUUUAGAUUGUAGAAUAGAAUAUUGCCGAAUAUAUUUGCAUUUUUUGUUAAAAAGUGAAAUUAAAGUAGAGAGAAGUAAUAAAAACAGCGAAGCUAGCGCCAAAAGGCAUACAGUAAAUGGUUUUUUACUAAAUGUAAAUAUCAAAGCACAGUUGGUAAGUUGCUGGUUAGCAACAUUUUCCAUCUGGCUAUAGGGUAAAAGCCCGAUCUAACGCCAACUAACUCCCAUCACACGCUUGUGAUUGCAUAUUGCCAUUUACGGCUUAAAGACAUGCUAAAAUCUCCUUCAAAUGCUCAGGAACUGCGUCUGCCACGCCCCGAGCACACUCGAACUCAAUCACCAGCUACAAUGGAUGCUUUAAAGACGUCUUUUUUACCGAACUUAAGCAUGGAUCCAGCUAUCGUGGCAACAGCUCACUUUUGUCCAAUGUGCGGCCAACAAUUUGAAGGUCCCCAGCAAGCAACCGAACACAUGCAUCUUUGCCAUGGUGGUCUAAGCGUCGUAACAGGCGUGGGUGGCGGCAGUAUUUUGCUGGCACCACAUCACGUGAGUGCAAACCCUUCUGACCCCAUUAAAAUUGAUUACCCCUGCCAUAGCUGUGAUGAUAAAUUCUCUACGGAGCAAGAAUUAGACGAACACCAUCGUUUAAUACAUCAAGCACCUGCUUUUCUGACUCGUUGUCCGGCAUGCAAUUUCUUUGGUAUAUCGGCCACCGCGCUACAAGAAACCAGUGAGUUUAAAUGUGUCCAUUGUGGCUCAGUGUGCACUGCUGCAAAUUUAUCAGCCAGUCAACCCGCAUACGAAAAUCAAGCAUCCGAUAAUAUACCCGCGAUGACAUCUCAGGGUAUGAAAUUAUCCUCACAUGAUUUGACACAACGUCAAUAUCAACAACAACAACAACAAGUGCCACUAUCACAACCUCAAGCUCCGCAACAGCAACAACAAACUAGAGACAAUCGACUGAAUGAUGUGGAAUUAAAAGUACCACCAUUAACAGUCAAACUGAACAAAAAUGUGAAUAGCAACUCUGUGAUGCAUCCGCAUGUGAUAAUUAAACAAGAACCGAUCAAUGGCGAUGGCAACGAUGCCUCGCCCACAUCAGUGCCCGUAUAUACCAUCCAACAGACACCAUCUGUUACUACCAGUGUGGUAGUUAGUACAACUCAGGCUACUGCUGCUACAGCUAUCAAUAGCACCACGCUUAGUACCGCGAGCAAGGUGCGUCACAAGUGUCCCGAUUGUCCGAAAACUUUUAAAACGCCUAGCACAUUGGCAAUGCAUCGCAAAGUGCACACUGGAGAAGCAGAAAUUACACCCAAAGAACGCCCCUACAUAUGUUCAUAUUGCGGCAAGUCUUUUACACAAUCGAACACGCUAAAGCAGCACACGCGCAUACACACAGGUGAGAAACCUUUUAGAUGUGGCUAUUGUGGCAGGGCGUUCACAGUCAAGGACUACUUGAAUAAACAUUUAACGACUCACACGGGUGAAAAGCCUUUUCAGUGCACAUAUUGUGAAAAAGCCUUCAGUGUUAAAGAUUAUCUAACUAAACAUAUACGCACACAUACCGGUGAGAAGCCCUACACCUGUCCAUAUUGUGAAAAACGUUUCACGCAGCGUAGUGCUCUCACAGUACAUACCACAAAAUUGCAUCCGCUUUAGGAAAGGCCGAAUGGUAGUACCAGAAGAGGCCGCCAAAUCACUACCAAUACUACCGCUGCAGUAGCGUUACAACAAAUACAGCAACAAUAGCAACAUCACCAUGAAAUGAGCAGAUGAGCAAUAUAAUGGGAGUUUUCUAACAUUUUCGAUACACUUAAAGAAAUAAGUUUAAAUGAGAUUGAUAUACUCUUACUCUUUACACAUACGAGCACACACUCACAUGUAUACAAUGGUGGAACCCAGUACUUUAAGGUUGCCCGAGAAAUCUAUAUAUAUAUAUAUAUAUAUAUAUAUAUUCCGUGUCGAAUACAGUCAUUACAAAUGAAAAGUAUUCAUAAGCGAGAACCAUAUGGAUAUGGCCUGAAGAAAAACUUUUCAAUCUUAAUAGGACUUUAUUCUGUACAUCUUCUGUGAUUCUAUUUUUCUUUAAUUUCUUUUACGAAAAAUAGUGUGUGUUAACGAUUUAUUCAUUUUAUUUAUUGUUUAUGUUUUUCGUUUCAAAAUAUGUUGAAAUCAAAGCCUAUAAUUAAGAUUAUUAUUAAAAGUUAUUUGUCGUCUUGCUUCAAUUGUUAUUAAAUUAAACAAAAAUCGUGAAAAAAUUGUUAAUAGAGAAUAAUUUCACUGAGGGACUUCUUUUUAUUUUUUAACAUGUAUAUUCAACAUCUCAACAGAGCAGGAUCUCGGUUGGUUUUUACAACGUUUAUCUCUACACCUACGCCUUCAUAUCUCUGUUUAAGUUUAAGUUGAUCUUUUGAUUUAUUUUAUCCUUCAUUAUGGUAAAGCACUGAAACUAACAUGUUUGGAAAUAAUCUUUUAAUUUCUAAUUUAUAUUUUGUUGUUGUUUGUAGAAAACUUGUUAUUUUUAUAUUGUAUACAAUUGUAACUAUACUAAACCCAAAAAGCAUGAUGUUGACAUUUUGUAAAAAACACUGAAAAGCUCAAGACAAAUUUUUAGAUAAAAGUAAAACUUUAAAAACUAAUUAAAACAAACAUAGCACAAAAAAUCGCUACAGCCUUUAAAAAAAAAUAGAAGAAAAAAGCUUUUUUUGAUUAACUAAUUUUCUUAAAGCAAGCAAAUUAAUAGCAACCCCCUUAUAAACUCGAAUAUUAUUUUUAGACUAUCUUCAUGGCUUUAGUUUGAGGCGAAUCACAAAACUGUUCUUGCAUUUUAUGUGAUUACCACAAAAAUGCUCUUUUUUUGCACAAACAUACCGUAAACCGCUUAAGCAAUUAGAAAUGUAUAAAACUUCAUUAAGAGAGAAAUGGCACACAAUGCGUUGGAAUCCAAAUAAUGUACAUUUUUUUACUGCAAUUUUUUAGAAAUCCAUAACCAAUGUGACGUUGGCUUUUUAUAAUUUGGCCAUUUCUCUGAACCUUUUCAAACUGUUGAUAAUCGGGCCUUUAUAGAAUAUUUCGUAACUCUAUUCAAAUUUAAACUUUCCUUGUACAGUCAUGAACUUCCAAUGAGUAAACUUACAAAUACAGUUUCUUUUUCUCUUCGGAAAAAAUUUCGAAAAAUUAUUAUGUUUUGGAGAUAUUAAAUGUGUGCAAGUAGGCACAUGAAGCUUUCUAAUACUUUUUCCUAUCUUAAAUGUUUCGUUCGGUUUGAUGCCCGCCAAUUUCUAUGCGAUAUUUGAUUGCAAGAAGAUAGUCGCUUUCAAGAUAAUUGUAGAAGCUAAAAGCCAUUUCAUAGCGUUGCUUCUUAUUUAUAUAAGAAUAUUAUAUAUAUUUGGUACUUGAUGGUUGGCCGAUUGAUGGAUGGAUGGUUGAGACGAUUUUCGUGGUGUUUGGAGUUUGACGCAAACAAGAAGUGAAAUAUUAGUACUUAGUUUGCUUUCCUAGAUAAAAUUUUGAGGUUAUAAAUAUAAUUGAAAAUGGCAUACAGUUGUGAUUAAAUAAAUAAAUAUCUAGCAUCGGAAAUAUAAUAAAUAU